AGGUUUGUUGGGCGACUUUCAUGGUUAGGCCAUAUCACGAUCGGUAUCGCGGCGACACGACGCGGACCUCGGUCGAGGACGAAGGGCCGCGACUCGCCCUCGUAGGAUCGAUCGUUCCCGGCGCGUCCUCUCGUUCCAAGUCGACGGGACGCGCUAAGAUCGCUAGUUUUUACAGCGGACAGGAAACGGACGGCUACUACGAAGGGACUGCAUCCUCGAUAAGUGCGAAGGGAGACAGAGAUGAAGAAGCAUUUACUCGGCGAGACAACCGUUCGCUCGAGAGAACAGGCGUGAAUAAAACAAGUUUAAGCAAACAUAGAGUACAGCUUGGUUUUCCGUCCAAGCGUAAGAUAACGCGAGGUGCCUUCUGGAAUUUCUGAAAAUCCAGAACUCGAUCGCGACACAACGUUGCGUCCCCGAAAUAUUAAUUGGUCGUCGUGUUAGAUUGUACUUUCUAAUCGGACGUUAACCCACAUUGGAAUGCGCGCGAUUAAGUAAUUGACCGUGAUAAGAAAUUAGCAUGGAGCGGGCAUCGGGUCGGUCCAACGGCUCCGUCUCGAUGUUUAAGCUUCAAUUUACGAUAAUUGUUAUUAUACUCGGUCGCCUGGAUUUUAAUUCGUGCAAAUCGUUCGCGGUGUCGUAACACAAAUUAAGGAAUAAUACGCGACGGCGCAUACAGAG
Vollenhovia emeryi is the source of this 681-nucleotide messenger RNA. RefSeq lists its product as uncharacterized. Bases 21 to 380 code for a protein of 119 amino acids. Lineage: Eukaryota; Metazoa; Arthropoda; Insecta; Hymenoptera; Formicidae. The transcript is spliced from 3 exons. The record is from RefSeq and is a predicted model, not a curated record.